GUGAUUGGUUGUCGCGUGGCUACGCCGUUACGUAUAUAAAGAACGCAGACGCCGAGAAAAUCAAUCGACGUUCCGACUUCGUUGAGUCCACGACUUGUACGCAGAGUUUCGUUGCAACUGAUCUCAUCAUGCCACCGAAAGCUAGUGGUAAAGCGGUGAAGAAGGCGGGCAAGGCUCAGAAGAACAUCAGCAAAACCGACAAGAAGAAGAGGCGCAAGAGGAAGGAGAGCUACGCCAUUUACAUCUACAAGGUACUGAAGCAAGUACAUCCGGACACUGGAAUCUCCAGCAAAGCUAUGAGCAUCAUGAACAGCUUUGUCAACGAUGUAUUCGAGAGAAUCGCCGCGGAAGCGUCGAGAUUGGCGCAUUACAACAAGCGCUCAACGAUCACCUCUCGGGAGAUCCAGACCGCUGUGAGGCUCUUGUUGCCCGGUGAAUUGGCGAAGCACGCAGUCAGCGAAGGCACGAAAGCAGUAACCAAGUACACUAGUUCAAAAUGAAGCAAUAUUUAAUAUAUUGCAUACGCAUAUCGGCCCUUUUCAGGGCCAACAAAUCCUUAAAACAUGGAAAUCUCUCGUUUUCUCUGUAAUAAUCUAUAUCCAUAUCCCCGUCUUUAGUAAUAAACGUAGAUAAAACGUUAAAGCAUAAAU
This is a messenger RNA of Mycetomoellerius zeteki, 650 nucleotides long. Its product is annotated as histone H2B. The record is from RefSeq and is a predicted model, not a curated record. Gene Ontology annotation, molecular function: protein heterodimerization activity; DNA binding; structural constituent of chromatin. Bases 129 to 500 code for a protein of 123 amino acids. NCBI's taxonomy places the organism in Eukaryota, Metazoa, Arthropoda, Insecta, Hymenoptera, Formicidae. Gene Ontology annotation, cellular component: nucleosome. The transcript has a single exon.